Messenger RNA from Microthlaspi erraticum, 504 nucleotides. NCBI's taxonomy places the organism in Eukaryota, Viridiplantae, Streptophyta, Magnoliopsida, Brassicales, Brassicaceae. The record is from the annotation of a GenBank genome assembly.
AUGAUACUCCCUCCAUUUCAAAUUAGUUGUCGUUUUGACAAAAUGGCUGCGACGGUUCUAAUCCUCAUAAACUCAAAAGAUCCGACAACGGAAAGAGUCGGUCCAAACUUGAGCGUGAGAGGCUUCCACCUGAUCGACAAGAUCAAGGCCACGCUUGAGGCUCAAUGUCCCUCCAACGUCUCUUGCGCUGACAUAGUGGCCAUCGCCACACGUGACUCGGUGGCCUUAGCUGGAGGCCCGAGCUACAACAUUCCCACGGGGCGGCGCGAUGGCUUAAAAACGAAUGGAGACGGCGUUUUCGACCUUCUCGGACCAACCGCCUCUGUGGCUGCGUUUCUCAAGUUCUUUGGAGACAAACUGUUGAACACGUUCGAUGCUGUUGCUCUCUUGGGUGCACACACGGUUGGUGUCGGUUCUUGUGAUCCAUUCAAAGAUCGGCUCACAAAUUUUAACGGAACCGGACAGACCGACCCAUCCAUGGACUCUGGUUUGGUUUCAAAGUAA